Messenger RNA from Pleuronectes platessa (European plaice), 3904 nucleotides. It is a transcript of the gene gtpbp1, whose product is annotated as GTP binding protein 1. Gene Ontology annotation, molecular function: GTPase activity; GTP binding; translation elongation factor activity. Gene Ontology annotation, biological process: translational elongation. The transcript is spliced from 13 exons. Bases 183 to 2243 code for a protein of 686 amino acids. The record is from RefSeq and is a predicted model, not a curated record. Lineage: Eukaryota; Metazoa; Chordata; Actinopteri; Pleuronectiformes; Pleuronectidae.
CACAAACUGACGCACCAAUAAACCGCGUGUGAUUCUAAAGGUAAAUAUUCAGACUUCAAGUGUUUGACUCGGUGUUGGCUCAUCAACGCUAGUGGUGCUUUGACCAGCGUGUGUGUGUUUGUGUGUGUUUGGUUGUCAGGAGGAAAAACAUCAACAGCUACAGACUCAACACUGGCACAGACAUGGCAUCGCUAGCUGCGGCGAAAGAGCCCGGUGCGAGCCCGGUCUACAACCCGCUGGCGGACGCUCUGGCCCCCGCGAGUAUCUUCGCUCCGGACCGGGGAGGCUGCGGGGACGACGCCGGGGACGAGAGCUGCGAGGACGAGGACCUGAUCAACGGCGUGCCCGAGCACCGCGGUGUCGACUUCACCAACAAGCAGGCUCUGGUUUGCCCCAAUGGAGAGCAGUAUGACUCGUUACUGCGCCAGCUCCGGGACCGGAUGGAGGAGGGAUGUGGAGAGACCAUCUACGUGGUCGGGAUGGGCUCAGAUGGUGGUGACUGGGGACUGGAUAAGACAGAUAUGGAGGCCUCUGUGGCCACAGUGCACUCGAUGUGUGAGCAGCUGGACGCCGACCUCAUUCCACUCCGAGAGCGCAGCGAGGCCGCAGGUCUGGUGCACGACUAUCUGAUCCGCAGGCGUGUGGGCGAGCUGGACUUCCUGGAGGUCAGGGUUGCAGUGGUGGGGAACGUGGACGCUGGAAAGAGUACUCUCCUCGGGGUGUUGACGCAUGGAGAGCUGGACAACGGCCGGGGCUUCGCCCGCCAGAAGCUCUUCAGGCACAAGCACGAGAUGGAGAGUGGCAGGACCAGCAGUGUGGGCAACGACAUCCUGGGCUUCGACCAGGAGGGACAGGUGGUGAACAAACCAGACAGUCAUGGGGGAAGCCUGGACUGGACCAAAAUCUGCGAGAAGUCCUCCAAGGUCAUAACCUUCAUAGACCUGGCCGGCCACGAGAAAUACCUCAAGACUACUGUGUUUGGGAUGACUGGACACCUGCCCGACUUCUGCAUGCUCAUGGUGGGCAGUAACGCAGGUAUCGUGGGGAUGACCAAAGAGCACCUGGGCCUGGCCCUCGCUCUGAAUGUGCCCGUGUUUGUGGUGGUAACCAAGAUAGACAUGUGUCCAGCCAACAUCCUACAAGAAACACUGAAGCUGCUCCAGAGGUUACUGAAGUCUCCCGGUUGUAGGAAGAUCCCGGUCCUGGUGCAGAACAAGGACGACGUCAUAGUCACAGCAUCAAACUUCAGCUCUGAGAGGAUGUGUCCCAUCUUUCAGAUUUCCAAUGUGAGCGGGGAGAACAUGGACCUGCUCAAGAUGUUCCUCAACCUGCUCUCCUCCAGGACGUCCUACCGAGACGAUCAGCCGGCAGAGUUCCAGAUAGACGACACCUACUCCGUGCCGGGAGUGGGCACCGUAGUUUCAGGAACUACUUUACGUGGACUCAUACGCCUGAAUGAUACCAUGCUGCUGGGGCCGGACCCCCUGGGCAGUUUCAUCCCUAUCGCCGUCAAAUCAAUCCACCGCAAGAGAAUGCCCGUGAAGGAGGUCCGAGGAGGCCAGACCGCCUCGUUUGCUCUCAAAAAGAUCAAGCGUUCAUCCAUAAGGAAAGGAAUGGUGAUGGUGUCCCCGAAGUUGAGCCCACAGGCCACUUGGGAGUUUGAGGCCGAGAUCCUGGUGCUGCACCACCCCACCACGAUAUCCCCCAGAUACCAGGCCAUGGUCCACUGUGGCAGCAUCAGGCAGACCGCCACCAUCUUGUCCAUGAACAGGGACUGCCUACGAACAGGGGACAAGGCUUCUGUCCACUUUCGCUUCAUCAAGACGCCCGAGUAUCUGCACUGUGACCAGAGGCUGGUCUUCAGAGAGGGUCGCACCAAGGCUGUGGGGACCAUCACUAAGCUGCUGCAAUCCACCAACAACUUGCCGUCAAAUUCCAAACCGCCGCAAAUCAAAAUGCAGUCGACAAAAAAGGUGCCGCUCCGAAAAGAGGACGGCACCGCGGUGGCCGGCGACGACGUAGCGACGAUAGCACAGCCGGCGGGACCGAACACCACACAAGCAGGAGAGGGGGAUGAAGACCCUCAGAUAAAGGAGGGCAACAAAGAGAACAAGGUAAAAUGGGUUAAUUUAAAAAAGAGCCAGAAAAAUGGGAGUGUUUUUGAUUUACCAAAACAAGAUUCUGGAGCUGGUACCUCAGCAGUCUUGAAGGUUGGGUGGUGUCUGCUCAGCUUCUCGGUUUGAGCUGCAGAUUCAUUGUUUCAGCUGGAACCAAUAAACUUGAUGACAGGCCUUAACUAGAUUUGUCUGCUCUCCGCGUGCCGUCGUCUUGUCUGAAAUAAUUUAUGAGCAAAGAAACAAAUCUCUGUAACACAAAUGUGCGUCCACCAGUGAAACGGUUGAUUCUGCAGCGCCAAGAAUAAACAAAAAAAUCAAGAGUAAGACAUCUUGGUGUUUUGAUUCAUGUGAUUGAUUAUUCUCCAAACUUUACUUUCAUUGGUACAACCUCAACAAAGUGAACAUAUAGACUUUAACCGAUGAAAUUAAUUAUAUUAAGGUUGGGAUCAGACUCGUUAUUAGCAGAUAUCCCAAAAUAAAGAGUAGAAUUUGGGCCAUAAAAGUCCACCAGGACUCAGUACAGAUUUCUACAUUACAGGACUUUUGAAUUUAACUGUGCGUCAGCCGUCAGUCCAACCACAGCUCGAAGAACCAGUUAAAUGUCAAACAUUUGAGUUUUGCCGUAACAAUGUUUGUCUCCCCUUCGUAGCCAAAGUCUGGAGGAGGCGGGAGGCGACGGGGGGGCCAGAGGCACAAGGGAAAAGGCCAGAACAGCAGCGCCAACUCGACAGCAGCUCCGUCCUCCUCGGGGACGGGAGGCUGCUGAGCUUUCCUCCUCUUCCGCGCAAGUCUCCCUCUGCGAUCACUCCACCAAGUGUCUUCAUCCCACCAACCAUGAGAGAUUGGCAGAAAGACACUCUCCUUAGUCCAACUACUUCUUGCCUUUUCAUUUUGAUUUUACACCCGGUCUUAUUGUUUUUUAAAAAGGGAACUCCAGGAAGGCAUGCACCCUUUCUGUAUUUUAAUGUCUGCCGCCUUUGCGUUGUUGAAUGAUUUGGAUAAUUGCAAACAGUGAGGUUUCUGAGGUUAGCCUCACUCUGGAUGCUGAUUUAUGUAAUUCUGUUGUUGGAAUCUUUAAGUCAGUUCUCUGGCUCAGUGUCAGCGGUGGGGAGGGUCUAGUACCAAUAUGAGCAGCUAUAAAUACCCCCCCCCCCCCUGCAUUCCCUGUGUAUUUGCAAUGAAAAACAAUUCAUGUUCUAUUUAUACUGCAUAUGUUGAAUAGCUGUUAGUAGUGCUCUGUUUGGAACGAUGCCACUGUACAAAUGUAUGCAAAUCCCAAGUGAAUGUAGCAGAGGGCACAGUGAUUUCAAAUUCUAGAUAUAUAUAUAUAUAUAUAGAAAGUAUAAGCUGUUACGUUUUAUAAUUGUCAGUUAUUUAUUCAGCAGCAUACAUGCAGAACGUUGGCUUUCAGAUGGUCUGAAGGUUUUUCCUCCUGCUCUCGUCUGCGCUUUUAAAACUCAAGUCGUAUCUGAUGCUUCCACCGUCACUCAUAUCCACGCACACUCCGUAUUCCAAUAAGUGUAAGUACAAACAAAUACAGCACAUAAUCCCAUCAUUCCAACAGUUGUCCAUGAUUUGAGAACAUGCAGUACUCGCAGUGAUACCUGUAACUCUAGUGCUCCAUGCGUUAAGGCCGGUUGCUGUUAACAUGUUGUAACAAUUUCAAACUUUGCCGCUAUAAAACCUGAACGUUAAUAAACAGGCUUUACUGAACUUUUCAACAGAGUCUCUUCUUAAAUCUGGGCAUCUACAUAUUUCUAAUUGUGUAUUAAAAUAAUCUAAACAUG